This is a messenger RNA of Penicillium lagena, 207 nucleotides long. RefSeq lists its product as uncharacterized. The coding region runs from base 1 to 207 and encodes 68 amino acids. The record is from RefSeq and is a predicted model, not a curated record. The transcript has 2 exons. NCBI's taxonomy places the organism in Eukaryota, Fungi, Ascomycota, Eurotiomycetes, Eurotiales, Aspergillaceae.
AUGAACUUCCGUGGCAUUGCUCGCUCCUUGAAGCCUCAGAUUUUUCAAUUUUUCAGUUUAGCCGUGCCAAGACACCAAACUAUUACCCCACUACGGACACCAAACCAUAGCAUGCGGCGCGCCCUUGUGGCGCUCAAAGAAGGUGGAGUCGAGUUUGUUGUUCUGCUGAGCAGCUUCACCGUCCAGGCUUUAACGUCCAGGCUUUAA